UGUUGUUUUAUUCGCGUGGAUUCAUUUUCUAUAGUUUUCUCAUCAUAUUGGCGAUAGAUACUAAAGAAAAAUAGUAUAAAUUGUCUUAUAACUUGCGUAUAUUGUAGCCGAUUCAAAUAAUUUUUUUUAUAAGAUGCCGUCUCUGAGGAUUGACCAGAGUGAUCUGAAGUGUAAGAAUGGAUGUGAUUACUACGGCAACCCGCAGUGGCAAGGAUAUUGCUCCAAAUGCCACAGAGAACAACUGCAGAGACAGAGAAGGGCUGAAAAAGCGUCAGCGGCAUCCGCGUCAGCCACAUUGCCGAGACAGGAGCAGAAGAAGCCGGAGCGCGGACUUAAACUAUCAUCUCACUCCUCCUUCUCCAAGUUCGAGGAGAAACGUCUGCGCCAGAGCGAGACCCUGAAGAAGGCCAAUUUACUUAAAUUUAGCGUCUUUAAGAAGAGUAGCGCAGAUGAGCAUGAGCAAUCGGAGAGAAGACCUCAAGAGUUUAAGGUCCCGUCGAUGGUGAAUGAGGGCAUGAAACGCGACUUUCGGGUGCGGUUCCCGCAGCUGCCGAGUCAGGUGGACCGCGAUGCGCGCGUCUUCGCGCACUCCUUCAUCAUGGACGUCAUCAAGUGCUCCAAUGUUAUGUCAGUUGAUGAGCUGUCAGAAAGGGUGCAGCGGCAAUAUCAGAGGUUCAUGCGACACAUGGACACCUCGCAGCACUUCGCCGGCCUCGACCAGGACACCAAGGAGCUGCUCAUUGACUUUGUCGAGAAACAUGUUAUGACUUAUUUACACGAAUUACCAGGUGUGGUGUUCUCUCCGGCUGGUACGGAGGACGAGCGAGCAGACCGCGCGAUGUCGGAGCGCAUCCAGCAGCUGGGUUGGGUGGGAGAGCGUCAUCUCGAUUGUGAUCUGGACCGCAGCAAUGCCGCCUGUCGCCAGCUUCUUUACAAGGCCAUCAGUGAGUUGCUGGGUAUGGACGGAUGUGCAGCACCAGGCGGGAAGCUGGCGCGUGUGCGGCGCUGCUGCAGACACGUGCUGGCGCUGGCUGGACCCCCAGCCUCCGCUGAUGAUCUCUUACCCCGACUUAUAUUCACAGUGCUGAAGGCAAAUCCUCCACGUUUAGUGAGCAACAUAAACUUUGUGACGCGGUUCUGCAACGCGCAACGUCUCAUGACAGGAGAGGGGGGGUACUACUUCACCAACCUGUGCUGCGCGGUGUCGUUCAUCGAGAACCUGACCGCGGAGUCGCUGAACAUGGACAAGCAGGAGUUCGACUGCUACAUGGCCAUGCCCGCCUCCAUCGGCGGCAGCGCCUGGGCGGCAGCACUGUCGCUGUGCGCGUGCGCGCGCGAGGCGGAGGAGCAGCGCGCGCACGCACAGCUACUGCUGCAACAACUUGAUGACAUAGACUCGCGCUCCAACACCCUCGCUGACAACGCGGCUAGCUUUGAGGAACAAAUAGCGAAAAAAGUACAAGACGUUUUAGCUAAAACUCCAUUAGAGAUCAAACCGCGUCGUGAGUUGCCGAGGUUUGGUAAAUUCAAGAGCAUCGCUGCGACCCCCCUCAUUGACAUAGACACGCCCACUUCAGCAUCAGACUCCGCCCCCACCACACUGAAACCUCAGGAAGUCACACCCCACCAGACAGAAAACGCAGUACAAAAGGAACAUGAAAUCCCAGUAGUAGAAACUACAGUUGUGGAAGAUAAACAAGAUAUCCUCAACUUCCAAGUCUUAGAAAAGCCGUCUCCAUCAAAAUCUCCAAACAACGUGGAUGAGAAAUGGGACUUGAAGCAGACCAAUUCAAUAGAACUACUCACACCUUCACCGCUCGGGUUUACCUUCGAUUCAAGGUCAAUCGAUGAACUGGUCACCCCAGAAGACUUUGGCAUGGAGAACUUAGCACCUGGACUCAGUAAUAUCAAUUACGAUAUAGAUUUAUCAGACUUUAGCGGAGAUAAUAGUUUGGCUGAAGAUCCACCGAAAUCUGAACCCAAAGAUCCAUUCAGUCCUGAUGGUAUCAAGAAGGAUUUUGAUCCAUUUGCACCAUUACCGUCCCGUAGUGAAUACAGUGCUAUACUAGAAACAUUCGAUGAGUUCUCUUUAGUUGAUGCAAGGAAUGUGAGUUCUGAAGCAUUUGAAGUUGUUCACAGGGGACGGGAUCCGUUCAGUCCAGUUUUGACUGAACAUAGACAUGCAUUUAAUACAGUGAACCAACAUACUUCGUUAUUAGAUGAUAAGGAAUCUCCUACAGCUGAAUGUUUACUUCCAUCACCUUUACAGCCUCAGACAAGUAAAUCUAAUUAAACGUUAAAUUUGUUGCUAAAAUUUAAAUAAAUAAAGUAGUCCUAAAGUCAUAGUAAAUAAAAACUAAUUGCAUGCAAAACAUCUAGUUUAAGAAUUCUUUUGAAAGCAUGCGAACCCUAUUUAU
Messenger RNA from Papilio machaon (common yellow swallowtail), 2417 nucleotides. It is a transcript of the gene Rabex-5, whose product is annotated as rab5 GDP/GTP exchange factor. Gene Ontology annotation, molecular function: guanyl-nucleotide exchange factor activity; DNA binding; small GTPase binding. The coding region runs from base 134 to 2293 and encodes 719 amino acids. Gene Ontology annotation, biological process: vesicle-mediated transport. The transcript has 11 exons. NCBI's taxonomy places the organism in Eukaryota, Metazoa, Arthropoda, Insecta, Lepidoptera, Papilionidae. Gene Ontology annotation, cellular component: cytosol; endocytic vesicle. The record is from RefSeq and is a predicted model, not a curated record.